AUGGCAAUAAGUCUCAACAUCACCGUCGUGACGAUUUUCCUCCUCGUGGCCGCCUCAUGCCAAAGCGCAGCAGCAACGUUGAUGCCUCCUCUCAGCGAGCCCUGCAUGGUCACAGACUUUCCAGCAUUAUGCAGAGGCACCAUCAAAGGUCAAACGAAUGUGAACGCAGCGACGGAUGUGGCGAUAAGAGAGCUAAUGAAACGGACGAGACAUGCCAGAGAUAUCGCCAAGAAAGAGGUGAAAGUAUUGGACGGAGGAGUCGCGACUUGUUUGUCCAACUUCAAUAGUGCGUUUGACAAUUUGGACAAGGCUCUUAAGAACGUUAAGGAAAAUGAUGGGUUUAGCCUCAACAUUAACCUUAGCGCUGCGUUAACGGAUUAUGAUACUUGCAGUGAGGCUAUGAAGGGAAGUAAGGAGAUUAACGUCGUUUAUAAAUCAGCUGGUGUUUUGUAUAAAAUGGCUGAUAAUUGCUUGGCGCUUGCUACCCUUGUUAAGCUUUGA
Eruca vesicaria subsp. sativa (arugula) is the source of this 501-nucleotide messenger RNA. Lineage: Eukaryota; Viridiplantae; Streptophyta; Magnoliopsida; Brassicales; Brassicaceae. The record is from the annotation of a GenBank genome assembly.